Molecule: messenger RNA, 1552 nt
Organism: Hyposmocoma kahamanoa
Lineage: Eukaryota; Metazoa; Arthropoda; Insecta; Lepidoptera; Cosmopterigidae
Product: cytochrome P450 6B5-like
Exons: 2
Coding region: 1-1518 (505 amino acids)
Molecular function (GO): monooxygenase activity; oxidoreductase activity, acting on paired donors, with incorporation or reduction of molecular oxygen; heme binding
Source: RefSeq, a predicted model, not a curated record
AUGUUUAUGUUGUAUGUGACGCUAGUGCUAUUGGUGGUUAUUUGUAUUUUGUAUUUAUUUUCCAUAAGGACAUUUAAUUAUUGGAAAAAUAAAAAUGUCGCCGGCCCAAAGCCAGUACCUCUAUUUGGUAAUAUCGCACAAACAGCAUUCCGAGAGAAAUACAUGGGAGAAGAUAUCAAAGAAAUUUACGAACAGUUUCCAAAUGAAAAAAUAGUUGGAUUUUACAGAAUGACGUCGCCAGCCCUGCUUAUUCGAGAUCUUGACAUUGUUAAGGCGAUAAUGAUUAAGGACUUCGAUUUAUUUAUCGACCGUGGUAUGGAGUUCGGCAAAGAUGGACUUGGAGUCAAUAUGUUCCACGCUGAUGGCGAAACUUGGAAAGUGCUUCGAAGUACAUUCAGUCCUAUCUUCUCCACUGGGAAGCUAAAAAACAUAACCUACUUAAUAUCUGAAUACGCUGAUAAACAUGUCCAUUACAUUGAGCAAUUGCACUCUGAGCCACCAGAAAUGAAGGUUGUACCGCUCACACGCAACUACACUAUUGCUACGGUAAUGGCUACUGCUUUUGGUUUAGACCUUGAUAUAAAUGACAAUGUUUAUAAAAAACUUGCCGAUAUUGACAAACUUAUGUUCUCAACGAAUUUUGUAUUAGAAUUGGACAUGCUUUUUCCUGGUCUUAUAAAGACACUGGAAACCUAUGUAUUGCCUAAAAAAAUUCAAAUUUUUUUUGAAGAUUUAGUAAGUACAGUCAUUAAACAAAGAAAUGGAGAACCUACUGACAGGAAUGAUUUCAUGGAUUUAAUAUUGGCUAUGAGGAAAGAAGGUGAAAUUAGCAAAACCAGAGGAGAUAAUACAAUCAGUUUAACUAUUACCAAUAAUUUGAUCGCGGCACAAGCAUUCUUUUUUUAUUUCGGUGGCUACGAAACGAGUGGUACGACUACUGCUUUUCUGUUAUACGAAUUAAGUGUAAAUCCUGAUGUGCAAAGUAAGGUUAUAGCAGAAAUCGAUGAAAUGUUAGAGAAAAUGAACGGAAAAGUAACUUAUGAUUCUUUAAUGGGAAUGUCAUACUUAGGGCGAGUAUUUGACGAAACCCUUCGAAUGCAUCCAGUUGUCGAGUCUUUUGCUGUACAAAGGAACGCAUUGAGGGAAUAUAAGAUUCCUGACACAGACGUUACGAUACCUAAGGGUAUGUUAGUAUGCGUGUCACCUUCUGGUAUUCAUUACGAUGAAAAAUAUUAUCCAAAUCCGUACGUGUUCGAUCCUGAUAGAUUUUUACCGGAAAAUGCAAACAAUCGCCAUUCUUGCGCCUACUUGGCGUUUGGUGUUGGACCAAGAAAUUGCGUUGGUCAGCGUUUAGGGAAGUUACAAGUGUUGAUGUACGUCGUAAAACUGUUGUCCAAGUUUAGAUUGGAACCUUCUGACAAUACACCGUCGUCGGCCAAAAACAUGAAGUACAAUGCACGACGAUUACUACGAGGUCCACCUGAAGAUCUGUCCUUGAGAUUUGUUAAUAGGAACUAGUUUUUUAAGAAAACACUACAUCAUCUUUACCCAC